AAUGUUGAUCAAACAACUCAAUCUGAGGUUUUGUCUCGUUGCACUUGUUUUGUGUGGCCUUGUGCCCAAAUCAUCGAGCGUCUUCGGAUACGAGCUUUUUGAGUCCUCGUCGCUGGAUACCAUAAAAUUGUACUUACAGAAUAUAUCUCAAAGCUUGUCAGAACACCAUCAGACGUAUCGGACAGAUAUUGAGGAACUUCGGCGAAAUAUGAAAUCUACGGAAGACUUGGGAAAUGAUAUCAAACAAUUGCUGCAAAACACCGCAUUUCCACAAACGUGCUCGGAUAUCCCUAAGAUGCAAACCGGUGUAUACCGGCUGAAGCCACAAGCCGAAUACCAAUCAUUCGAAGCCUUAUGCGAUUUUGAUUAUCCACGUGGUGGAUGGACAGUGAUCCAAAACCGAUUCAACGGUUCCGUGGACUUCUACCGAGGCUGGAAGGACUACGAAGAAGGUUUCGGAGAUCUGCGAGGUGAAUUUUGGCUAGGAUUGGAGAAGAUCCACCAGCUCACCUAUUCCAAGCCGCAUGAGUUGCACGUGCUAUUGAAUGACUUUGAGGGUAAAUUCGUGGUGGCCAAAUACGACUAUUUCCGCGUGGCCGAUAAGGCAGAACAUUACACACUGAAGAAUCUCGGACUGUACAGUGGCAAAGCAGGGGAUGGGCUCUCUGAGCAUCUCCAUAAAAAGUUCAGCACCUUCGAUGUGGACAACGAUUCGUGGGAGCGAAAUUGUGCAAUCGAAAAAACUGGCGCUUGGUGGUACGGAGAUUUUGGGUGUCAUACAAGCAACCUCAAUGGGAGAUAUCUUGGACAGGGUGUGAAGGCCAACGAUACAGGAAUGAGCUGGGACAAAUUUCGUGGCCCUAAUGUUUCGUUGAAAAGCUCAAGAAUGAUGAUUCGCGUGAGAGUUUAAACCACAACUAAUGAAAAAAUCAGGAAAAAUAUUUAAAAAUUCUAAUCCAUUCAUACCAUUUUUUUUUAAAAUUAGGAAAUCUAUUUAAACAAACGCAAAUAAAUAAAAGAAUCUUAUUGAUUUAAAGAGUUAAGUUAUUAUUGCGCAUUAACACUAGAAAGACCGCACCAGUCAAAAUGAUCUUUAAAAUGGUCUCUUUUAAUAAGCGAAAUAAAUUUCACCAUGGACUGGUAAAA
Molecule: messenger RNA, 1146 nt
Organism: Uranotaenia lowii
Lineage: Eukaryota; Metazoa; Arthropoda; Insecta; Diptera; Culicidae
Product: ficolin-2-like
Exons: 4
Coding region: 2-910 (302 amino acids)
Source: RefSeq, a predicted model, not a curated record